UAUGAAUCCUAAUAGUACGACAGAUGACACAUAAUUUUCUCUUUUAGAAAAAAAACCCAAAAAAUCACAACUGUUUUAAAAGAUAUUCUUCUUUACUUUAGGUGUGUCAUCAUUGUCAGGAUGGAAUGCUAUCUUAACUGGUUUAUCAUAUUUUGCUGAUUAAUAUGAUGGUAUUAAAAAUUACCACUAAUUAUUUAGGGAGAAAUGUUUAUUUUAUACUGCCUAUACCUAAUUUCAUAAGUUUAUGCUUGAUUGGAUUAUUUCUACCUCGUAUUAGUUCUCUACUCUCAAUGUUUUUCAGAAUUGUGUGGUCAUUAGUAAUUUUAUGUGUACUUUUGAUUCUUUUACCAUUAAUAGCAUUAGAAAUGCAUAGUGCUUUAGGUAUUGGUUUAAUAUAUAUAAAAAGGAUAUUGGUUAUGUUUAAUUACAAUAUUCAUAAUGGGAAUAUUUUCAUCAUUAUAAUAGAAUAGUUCAAUAGGAAUGUCUGGGAUACUUGGUCCAGAGUAUGUCAACGUAUUCUUUAUUGGUACAGGAGCAUCUGGAACCAUUAUCACCAUUUUUAGAUUAAUAUCUUUAGCUGCAAUCGACAGUGAAAAAUGUAAUUGAAUUCUAUAUUGAAUAGCAAUAUUUUUAUAUAUUGGUAUAGCAGUACUUUGGAAUAUUGGUGCAAUUAUAAUGUAUUUUGCAUUUACAAAGACACCUUAAUAUAGAAAGAUUAUUUAAGCACAUAAAAAGGGUAGGAAAUCUGUUUUAGUUCAUGAUUAAAUUAUUACAGAAGAUGAACCAGAUAAUGUAAUAUAAAAUGAUAGUUUAAUUUCUGAUAUUAUCAAUUCAGAAAUUGCAAAUCAAAUUAAUUAAACUGUAGAUUCAAAUCCAAAAACUGAUCAUGAACCAUAAAAUAAAUUUAAAGACUAAAUCUCAAUAGAAAGAAUGAAUGUAAUUUAGACUUUGAUUUGGAUUAAUAAAGUAGCCUUUCCUAUUCCUUUAUUAAUUGUAAUUCUUUACGUUUAAACAUUUAUGAUGUUUCCAGGUGUAGCAUUCUAAAAAUCUUUUGAUUCAGAUUUUAUUAAUUGGGGUCAAUGCUUCAUUAGUUUAGGAUACAAUAUGGGAGAUACUUUAGGAAAAUUUUUAGCUGGUAAUAGAAAACUAUUUAAUUUAUAAAUUUUAAUUGGAAUAUUUUUAGGCAGAUUUGUUUUUUAUUAUACAUAUAUAGCAAUAGCAAAAGGAACUUUAGAUGCAAAUUGGAUUUCAUAUUUAAAUACAUUUUUAUUUGGUACAUUGAAUGGAUUUAUUACAACAGGAUAUAUGAUUUUAGGACCAGAAAAAGUAUUUAAUAAAAUUAUUUAUAUAAUAGACUAAUGAAGGUUUUGUUAAAGAAAAAAUUGGUUUUGUAUCAGGAUUUUCCCUUUGCUUUGGCAUUAUGUUAGGAACAUUCUUAGCUUUGCCUUUUUCAAAUAUAUCUAAAUGAUUUGU
Paramecium pentaurelia is the source of this 1473-nucleotide messenger RNA. NCBI's taxonomy places the organism in Eukaryota, Ciliophora, Oligohymenophorea, Peniculida, Parameciidae. The record is from the annotation of a GenBank genome assembly.